AUGGAGCUUCAUCUUAAACCUCUGUGCAGCUCAACAGCUCUCUUAUCCCCCAGAGCUUCCAGCAGUACUAGACUAGCACAGUUACCGCGCAAGUCCACCUCCUCCUCCUCCUCUAGUGCUUGUCGUAUAUUUUCUUUCUCCACUACGCUUUCGACACCUUGUCGAUUCCCUCCUUCUGUUUUGUUUGCGACUCCGGAGAGUCAAGUAAGCGCGGAGGAAAGAGAAUGGGCAAUGCAAGAUUUUUAUACAUUGAGAAGAGAGGUGGAAAUUGCGGCAGAACGUGUUCAAGAGAUAAGAGCUUCGGCUUGUCUGGAACAGUUGGAAAAAGAAGUUGCCGAGUUGGAAUCCAAAGCAGCUGAUACCUCCUUUUGGGAUGAUCGUGCUUUAGCUCAAGAGAACCUUUUGGCCCUCACUGAUGUCAAAGACCGAAUAAAAUCGCUUAACGACUUUAAAUCACAGGUUGAAGAUGCAGAAACAAUAGUCAAGCUAACUGAAGAGAUGGACUCCACAGAUAAUGCACUUCUUGAAGAGGCUGCCAGUAUCAUCAAGGAAUUGAACAAGGCAAUGGAUCGGUUUGAGUUAACUCAACUUCUUUCAGGGCCUUAUGACAAAGAAGGUGCUGUUAUUUCUAUUACAGCCGGUGCUGGAGGUACUGACGCCCAGGAUUGGGCUGAAAUGUUACUCAGGAUGUAUAUGAGGUGGGGAGAAAAGCAGAGAUACAAAACUCGCGUGGUUGAGAAAUCCCCAGGAGAGGAAGCUGGAAUUAAGUCAGCGACACUCGAAGUUGAAGGUCGCUAUGCUUAUGGUUAUUUGUCCGGGGAGAAGGGCACACACCGCAUUGUACGACAGUCUCCUUUUAAUGCCAAAGGUCUUCGCCAGACAAGCUUCUCAGGUGUGGAAGUGAUGCCUCUCCUACCUGAGGAAUCACUGAAAGUUGAAAUACCUGAAGAAGACCUGGAGAUAACCACUUCAAGGGCAGGCGGGAAAGGAGGUCAGAAUGUGAAUAAAAUUGAAAGUGCUGUCCGGAUUACUCACAUCCCCACUGGUGUUACUGUUCGCUGCACAGAAGAGAGAUCCCAGCUUGCAAACAGAAUAAAGGCUCUAAGCAGGUUGAAAGCAAAGCUGUUGGUGAUAGCCGAGGAGCAACGAGCAUCAGAAAUUAAGCAAAUACGAGGAGAUGCAGUGAAGGCAGAGUGGGGGCAACAAAUAAGGAACUAUGUGUUCCAUCCGUAUAAACUCGUCAAGGAUGUAAGGACAGGAUAUGAGACAUCUGAUAUCACUUCUGUGAUGGACGGUGAUUUGGAGCCUUAUAUCAAAGCCUACCUCAAACAUAAAUACAGUAUGAAAAUCAGUGCAUCAAGUCAAGCCUAGGCUGUAGCUAGUUAAAUUAUUAACUUUGCUCAGGUGCUUACAUUGUAGCAUUCCUGUAAGUCCAUGAAUAGAAAGGACUGCCGAUCAUGUGAA
This is a messenger RNA of Fragaria vesca subsp. vesca, 1464 nucleotides long. RefSeq names its product peptide chain release factor 2-like. Gene Ontology annotation, cellular component: cytoplasm. Gene Ontology annotation, biological process: translational termination. Lineage: Eukaryota; Viridiplantae; Streptophyta; Magnoliopsida; Rosales; Rosaceae. The record is from RefSeq and is a predicted model, not a curated record. The transcript is spliced from 7 exons. The coding region runs from base 1 to 1371 and encodes 456 amino acids. Gene Ontology annotation, molecular function: translation release factor activity, codon specific.